UCUCAAACUCUCAGUCUCAACACACUCAUGACUCAACACUCAACAGUGCCAAGUGUUUGUAGUUGUAGUAAAGGAGUGCUGGAUAAGGGAUUUCUUUGGGGUAUAUGAUGUGCAAGAAGGCUAAUAUUAGUUUGUGACGAUUCUAUCAGUUUUUCACUUAAUUUUUAUACAAUAACAGACAGUCGAAAGCUCAUGAAGAACCUUGAAAUGAAGUUUGAAAAGUGGGAUAUCAGCCGACCUGCUUGCAAAUAUUCUCUGUUAUAAUUGCGUCAGUCAGUGUAAUUAACUAUCACUAUGAAAGAUCUUAAAAAAUCAAGCUACUCUCAAGAUACCAGAAAAAUCCGCAAAAUACUAAAUGAGGAGGCAAGACUGGGUAUCAGUGCUGACAGUGACUCAGAAAAUGAAGAGGUUGACUUGAGUAAGGAACUGCACCCUCUCAGCCAUUACUUAAACAACAGAGAGGAGAUGAUUGAGCAGAUGUUUUCAAUCAUUAAGGGAGCUAAACUGAAGAAAAUGUUGCCUCCUAUACUGAAGGACUUACCAUUGGAUGAGCUAAAAGCAGACUGUUUGAUACAUCUACUUGGCAUGUCAACAAAAAGGAUCUUAGCAACACUGGAAGGGAGAGAAAUCAACUCAUCGUCUGAUUCAGAAACACAUUCAGACAAUUCAACAACUCCAAAUAAAAAAUUUAAAAUGGCAGUAAAACCAAUUGUGAUAAAACAAGAAGGAUGUUCGGACAUCUCCGAUAACUCAGAGGAAGUGGUGCUUGUAGACCCUGAUUGUGAGAUGGUCAGUAGUUCAGCAAACAAGCAUAAAAAUACUUCUGGAGGUAAAUCGAAAAAACGGCACAAAAUAAAGCACAAGAAGAAGAUUGUUAAGGAUGGAAAUAAAAAGCCAGAAAAGAUUCUUGUCAUUAAAGAAACAUCUGGUCCUAAACAAACAGUCCAAGUAGUAGAAAAUAACAGUUCACUGGAAAGUAGCUCUGAUGAAGAACAUUAUGAAGAGCCUGUUGUAGAAGCUGGAGGUAAGAAUCUUCUGGAGAUAUUGGAGCUUGAGAUGAGAGCUAGAGCCAUCCGAGCUCUGCUUCAAAACAGUAACAAUCCUGAAGAAGAUGAGAGCGAAAACUUAGAUCACCCAAACCAAAACACAACAAAUCAGGUAGAUAAACAAACAAAGUCAUCGCAGGAGAACAAAAAAAGCUUAGGUGAAAAAAUUACUCCAGUGAGAAAUUUUAGAAAGAAGAAGCGUAAAAAUGAUGAUGUAAUUGUAAUUACUCCAAAACUUGUUACUAUAGACCUAACUGAUGAAAAUGAUCCAAAUUAUUUUAGAAACAAGACAGUUACCGAGCCACCAAACAAGUCUCCCAAGAUUGACUGUAACAAUGAAGAAAGUGGUGAUUUGUCUGAAGCAAAGACUGUUCCUGAAAGUGAUAGUUGCAUUAAUGAACAAAGUGUAACAAGUGAAUCAGUUCCUCAGAGUUAUGUACCAAAGGAAAACGAUGUACAGAAUAAUUCAGAAUCUCAACAGAAAGCAGACCAGUCAAAGAAUAGCUGGACUCAAAGGUGGUUGGAGAGUGAGGAAGUGAAGAAAGUUGUUUCCACAAGUAAGAUAUGUGGAAAUAUUCGUAAAAGAAUUAAAAGUGCUAAGUUGGCCAAAAAGAAUCAAGAAAACUCACAUAAAAUGUCAACAGAAAUUCAGGGGAGUGUCAAUGAAUAUCAGUUACUUUCCAAGACAAGUAAAGAGGCCGACUCGAAUGUAGGUGAUGGUAACAGUUCUGAAGCCAGUACUUUUCUACCAUCUGGUGAAGGAGACCAAGAAAUUGUAGGGAAAGACUCAACAUUGCCAUCAGUUGAACAAGUGCAAGACAUUACUUCUACAAAAAAUGAAACUUCUUCAGACAAAAAAAUUAUUUGUACAGAAAAAGACAUAACGCAGACAGAAAUUAAUGAUACAAAAUCCAAAUCAUCCACACACCAUAAUAACAUUUUAUCUGAAAACUUUGAAACUAAUUUGUUGCACGUAGCUAAGACCGAUUCAUUGGAAACUGAUCAAAGCGUUGAAAUGAACUCAAAAUUAGAAGGUAGUUCUCAUACUGUUAAUUUGCUGUCUGAAGUUAAACAAUCAAAUCCUGAUGAUGUAAGUAUUAAAAUUGCAAUCGAUGAUGUACAAUCAGAAAAAGAUGUUAAUACAGUAACAGCAGCUAAAAUAAGUGAGAGUAUAAACACUUGUAAAUACAUACUGUUACCUGAUACUGAAUCAAAAGAAAACAGCUUGGAGAUAAAAGAAUUAGAUUCUGAAGUAGAAAGUAGUAUUAAAGCCUUACACCAAAAUCAAAGUCAAGAUUCAGGUACAGAACAUGAUAUAAGCCAUUCAAAACCCAUAUUAUGUGAACCCAAUUUACAUUUAGAAGAUAAUCAUGAUAGAAAUACAAUAACAACCCAAGAUAAAGUAAAAAGCACAAGUGUGUAUAUGUCUGACCUAGCUAUAGCAGAAAAGAGGAUGUCUUCAUGUAUUAGUCCAACUCAAGAAAAUGAACCUGAGACUUUAGAAAUAAAUAUUACUGAUGAAGAUCGAGAAAUAGAUGGUAUUGAUGAUAAGUUGGAAAUAGAGGAUUCAAAUAUAACAAACAAACAAAACAUUGAAAUAAUAGAAAUUAAUUAGGUGUAUCAGUAGUGUUUCUAUAUUAAUUAAAUAGAGAAACCUUUGAAUACAAACUUUAACAUUCUGUUAUCAAAAUGUUUGAGAAUAAUUGAAGAAAAUCAGUUUGGCUGAUAGAUAUUUUCUUAGCAGCCAUAAUGGUUAAAAUUGGAACAUAUCAUGUAGAUUCUAAUAUUAUGUGUAGUGUCAUCUUAAUAUUUUCAGUCAUUGAUGAAAACAAAACAGUUUAUUUAUUACUUUAAUUUGUAAUGUCAGAUUAUAAUGUAUGUUAACUAAUUAUGUAAGUUAUAAACUAUUAAUAUAGAGCUGAUUUAUAGAUACUGAAAAUAAUUAGUUCAAAACCAUUGCAAUUUGUUGUUUUGAAACUAAUAAAUACAGUUAGUGUACUGGGUUACCAGCAGAUUGCAUAUAAAUAAGUACAUAUACUAAUAAAUAAAUUGACAGUGAUAACAUUCAUUAAAAAAACAAUUAAACUUCCCAAUUCUAUUAUUGUAAUGGGCCACCAUUGUGAUCUUAGAAAACAUAUAAUAUCUGACAGCAAACUUUAAAUGAGGAAUCUUUCCUUUGUUUUUAGAGGCAUUUAAAAAUACGUGUCUCAAUCUUUUAGAAACUUUUCCGAAAUGGCGGUUAACUUUGUUUUUUCUUGUAUUUCUACAACUACUACUCUGUAUAUUACCAUUAUUUUUUAUAUAAAAAUUAAUUUAAAAUUGUUUGCCCUUUUUUAUAUGUUCAUUAAUAACGAAGGUAUGAGAGCUCAGUGUUGAGAUUUCUUAUAGAGUUUAACAAUGAGAAAAUGUUUUUUUUUAAGCAUCCAUUUCAAUGCUCUACACUCUAAAUUAAUUAUCAAAGCUCGUUUUAUUACAUUGUAAUGUUAAAGAUGAAUUGAUUAUGGUCAUAAUUAUUAAAACAAAAGUUAAUUAGUAAAAAAGUAUUGAAACGAAUUAAAAUAUAUUUAAACUCAAUAAUGAUAUUAAAAAAAAUAUCCAUCCCAAAAACUAUUUCAAAAGCUAAUUGUUAAAGUAAUCUUUUUUUAAUUUUUUUAAAGCAUUGUUUAGGACAGUAAAGUAUUAUAUAGCUUUAAAGACAUCGCUACAUCAAUGUUCAUGGUUUUUUUGGUCUGUAACUGAUUAAACGAUUAUUCCUACCAUAAGUAUUGUAUUGAAAUGAAUUGAUCAAUUUACUAUACAUUUUUGAUUACUUGAUCCAGAUCUUAUAAAUAUGGAUUAAUAAUAAUAGUCAAUAUCUUCAAUAAAUGAGUAAAAGGAUUUUUAUAAUGGGCAUUAUUUUCAGAAAUUUAAAUUGUUCUUAUUGUUUUCUUUUGUAACAAUAAGAUGUCUUGAAUGAUGAAAUAAAACUAGAAUAACCAUUAAAUUCAUAUACUUGUUUUCUAUAUUUUCUUUACAUUAUUCUCUUAGUUUUAGAUGAAGUGAUGUAAUUUAAAUUGUUGUGACAUUAUUUAUAUUAUCUUAAAGUUUAUCAAUACUUUGUUUAUACUUGUUUAUCUGAUAUUGUCUUUCAAGCUAUUUAUUUCAGUAAGUAUGUUUUUUAUCAAAAAGAUAUUGAUAUUAAUUUAUUGUAUAAAGUAUUGAUAAAAGUUAUUUAUCAUUCUAGUUUUUCUGGUUUGUUUGUUUAUUUUGUUGGUGUAAAUAAAGCAUAAUUAAUUUAUUAAACUGUUA
Messenger RNA from Homalodisca vitripennis (glassy-winged sharpshooter), 4334 nucleotides. RefSeq lists its product as uncharacterized. The transcript is spliced from 9 exons. Bases 295 to 2661 code for a protein of 788 amino acids. The record is from RefSeq and is a predicted model, not a curated record. Lineage: Eukaryota; Metazoa; Arthropoda; Insecta; Hemiptera; Cicadellidae.